This is a messenger RNA of Anopheles coluzzii, 1501 nucleotides long. RefSeq lists its product as uncharacterized. Bases 117 to 998 code for a protein of 293 amino acids. Lineage: Eukaryota; Metazoa; Arthropoda; Insecta; Diptera; Culicidae. Gene Ontology annotation, biological process: sodium ion transport. The transcript is spliced from 4 exons. The record is from RefSeq and is a predicted model, not a curated record. Gene Ontology annotation, cellular component: membrane. Gene Ontology annotation, molecular function: sodium channel activity.
AACUCAUGGUGUGAAAUAUGUUGUUCCCGUACCACAUUACUUAAUCGCCAUUUCUCACUCGAUUAAUUCCACAUACUGUGUCUACCCUCGCGUGAGUCGUCGUCACAUUCACCGUCAUGGAUCUGUUGCGCACGUUCGCUAGCGAAUCCUCGAUCCACGGGCUGGCCCACCUGGUGCGAAGCCCACACUGGCUAGAGAAAGCCUUCUGGCUGACGGUGCUGGCCUGCUCGGUCGUCUGCUCGGUCAGCAUCUGCAACAUGCACUGGGAGCGGUUUCAGAACAAUGCCACCGUGCUUAACGUCGAGACGGACUAUCUGAGCUGGAACUUUCGGCCACCGGCCGCCACCGUGUGUUCCGAGCACGUGAGCGAGGAAAAGCUUAACCAACUGAUCGAACGAUACUGGCAGAUGGACAGCAAUCACAGUGCCUACGAUCACUAUCGCAAUUUCCUGCUGACAGUUAAUCGGGCACGAUUUGACAACCUGACCUUGUUUGAACCAUUCGUGAACGAUAGCAGGUUGCAGUCGGUUUCGGUAAUUGAUUUGGCCCGGGAGCUAAAGUCCCCGCUGACGCCACCGUGGAAAACGUUUGCACCCGUGCUGACGGAGGUAGGCGUUUGCUACUCAUCCACCAUGCUGUACGCCUUCCAGAGUCCGUACAGCGAUCGAUCACAGGCUAAUUACACGAAGGCACGGCCGGCCGAUUGUUACACGCUGGACGUCUGUCGUACGAUGGUAGCGAUGAGUCAUGUCGAUUCGGUUCGCACCUAUGUGUAUAUCCACAUCGAGCAGGACGUCAUGACACCAGACAACUCCAUCUACUACGCGCUGGAUCAGCACGACAUCAUCAGCUCGUCACUGUCCGUCGAACAGGUGGUUGCCUCGAAAGCGCUCAAGCAGUUAUCCCGCCGUAGGCGUAAAUGUCGACUGCCAUCCGAGAGACUGCCGUACUUUAGCGUAAUUGUUUCCUUUAGUAAUUCAAAAUUCCAGCGUGUAUAAAAGAUUGUAUAUCUUCUAAUGAAUCUUCCCAUUUGUUGCAUUUUUGUUGUAGGUAUACACGAUUAAUUUGUGUCGUAUAAAUUGCCGAAUCGAGGCCGCCCUUCACCUUUGCGAGUGUGUCCCUUUCUUCUAUAACAUUGGUAGGUUUUGGGUAUCUUGCUUGCAAACAUCUUAAUUACAAAACGUUCUGCUAUUCGCCGAGUUAGGCAAACCGUCCUGCACGCCAGCCGGACUGUACUGCCUGGGGAAACAGUUUAAGGCGUGGUACAAAACGAACUGCACCUGUCAGCCCCUAUGCGAGUCCGUCUCCUUCAAACAGGCGUUGGUGAAGAAAACGGUACAGUAAUUUGUGUGUGUGUGUGUUAUAAAGGCUUUUCCGUGCAAAUGCAAGUCCAUUUCAUUUCCCCCGCAGGUGCUGGGGCAAGCGAACAGUAAGCUGGAAACGCAAAUUAUCUACCCACGGAUGCGAAUGAAGCGUGACGUACUGUUCGACAUCAGCAACU